AUGACUAUUGUAAAAUAUGAAAACUUCACAUCCGGUGAACCGAUUUAUUCGUACGUUUAUACCUUCGAGAGUAAUUUUUCCCCGCAAAACGCCAAACAAUGGGUACAGGAAAAUUGCUCGAAUGGAUUCAUCAUUUGUGGAAUAUAUUUAUCGGUUAUAUUCACUUUGAAAUUAUACAUGCGUAAUAAACCACGAUUUGAAUUACGAAGAGCUUUGACACUAUGGAACAUUGGACUGGGAAUAUUCAGUACUUUAGGCGCACUCAGAACGGUGCCCGAAUUAUAUCAUAUGGUAUCGAGAAACAGCGUGUAUCAUUCCGUUUGCUAUCCCACGGUUGUGGAGCCGAUCAAAGCAACCGAAUACUGGGCCUGGGUAUUCACGUUAUCAAAAUUUGUCGAACUGGGAGACACGAUAUUCAUUGUAUUACGUAAACAGCCACUGAUUUUCUUACAUUGGUAUCAUCACGUCGUUGCUCUGCUCCAUACAUGGAUUGCAUAUGGGGAUAAUGUAGUUUCCUUCAGAUGGUUCAGAUCAAUGAAUUACAGUGUUCACUCGGUAAUGUAUACCUAUUACGCCUUACGAGCGUUGAGGUUUUCAAUUCCAAAACUCGUCAUGAUGUCGAUAACGUUUACACAAAUUGUGCAAAUGAUUGUAGGAUGCACUAUUACUUAUUUGGGGUAUUUUUAUUACACGAAUGAUCGACCGUGUGAAAUUUCUAAUAAGAAUAUAAUACUGAAUGCGGGUGCUUACAUUAGUUAUCUAAUAUUGUUUAGUAGGCUUUUCUACGAUUCGUAUAUCAAUUCGUCAUCUAAGAAACACUCCACUAUUUCACGUAAUACUAAAGCUAAGAAAAAGGCUUGA
Planococcus citri (citrus mealybug) is the source of this 861-nucleotide messenger RNA. RefSeq names its product very long chain fatty acid elongase 6-like. Bases 1 to 861 code for a protein of 286 amino acids. Lineage: Eukaryota; Metazoa; Arthropoda; Insecta; Hemiptera; Pseudococcidae. The record is from RefSeq and is a predicted model, not a curated record. Gene Ontology annotation, molecular function: fatty acid elongase activity. Gene Ontology annotation, cellular component: endoplasmic reticulum membrane. Gene Ontology annotation, biological process: fatty acid elongation, monounsaturated fatty acid; fatty acid elongation, polyunsaturated fatty acid; fatty acid elongation, saturated fatty acid. The transcript has 2 exons.